Messenger RNA from Passer domesticus (house sparrow), 3722 nucleotides. RefSeq names its product histone H3 associated protein kinase (gene HASPIN). Bases 48 to 2729 code for a protein of 893 amino acids. The transcript has a single exon. Lineage: Eukaryota; Metazoa; Chordata; Aves; Passeriformes; Passeridae. Gene Ontology annotation, biological process: mitotic cell cycle; intracellular signal transduction; protein phosphorylation. Gene Ontology annotation, cellular component: nucleus; cytoplasm. The record is from RefSeq and is a predicted model, not a curated record. Gene Ontology annotation, molecular function: histone H3T3 kinase activity; ATP binding.
GUUCGAACGGGCGGCGGGCGGGCUCCCUCAGAGGGCCGGGCCCCGCCAUGCCGCUGCGGCCGCGGCUGCUCCGCACCUACUCGCGGCGCGCCGGCUACCUGCGCCCGCCGCCGCCGCCCGACCGCUGGAUCUCGCCGCCGCAGGACCGCCGGCGCCUCUUCAGCUCGACCUCCGCCGCCUCCAGCACCGCCUCCAGCGCCCUCUCCGCUUCCAGCGCCUGCUCCACCCCCUCGGACGACCCCGACUUCUCGCCGCCCGGCAAGCGCGCCCCGCAGCCCCUGGGUAAGCGCCCCGCCUGGACCGGGCGGCUGCGGGCCCGCAGGAAGCAGAAGCGGGGCCCGGCCGGGAAGGAGAACCGUAAACCGGAGACGCGGGAGCCGGAGAGCCGGGCGCGGGGAAAGGAGAACCGGGAGGCGGCGGGGAGGAAGAAGCCGCGGAGCCGGGGCGCGGAGCCGCGGCGCUCGCUGUCCUCGCCGUCCCCGCCGCCGUCCCCGCCGCGCGGUUCGCGGCGCCGCCGGCAGGGCCCGCUGUGCGCGGCGCGGCCGCCGCUGCUGUGCAGCACCCCGCAGUGGGCCCCGCCGCCCCGCCGCGCCCCGCCGCUGCUGCUCAGCUCCGCCGCCGACAGCGGCUCGGCGCCCGGCGACAGCCCCCCGCCCCGCCGCCGCCAGCCCGUGCGCCUCAGCUCGCUCCUGCUCAGCACCACCAUCGAGGGCGGCUCGGGGCUGGGCGACUCCCGCUCGCAGCGCCCGCUGCCCCGCGGCUCGCCCGAGGGGUGCUCCGGGCUGCGGCACGAGGAGGUGCCCGAGUGGUUCCGAGAGCCGGGCUUGGCUCGGAGCUCGGAACACGGGUCCCGCCGCGUUCUGAGGUCGGCGGGGCGGGGGUCCUGCCCGGCACGAGCUGCUCCGUCCCCGCUGAAAGCCCCAAGCAGUCCCCAGGAAGCGCUGCCGCCGCUGGAGGAUGAGCCUCAGCCCCCUGUGCCCUGUGACAGCGGCACUCCUGAGGAGCUCUGUGUGGUUCCAUCUCAUCUCACGAGAGAUUCAGCCAAAAGAGGCUCCAGCUGUCAGAGAGACCUAGCCGAGGAGUACCAGCUUGUGCCAGUGGUUGUCCUGGACCCUCUGGAAGUGCCAAGGAGAUUUAAGAGCUUGAAACUCAACAACGAGUCUGAUGUUCAACCCGCCUGCCUGCAGCCAGGAUCUCCCGUGGGCCGCCAAGGAAUCUUGGAGAGCAAACACAAAAGGACCAAGGGUGUCCCUGGGGAGGGCAGCACCUGCAGGAAAGCUUGCAUCAGUGGCUUCAGUGCCAGCCGCUGGGGCAGGCACACCCAGCUCAGGCCAAGAAGGCGCAAGAACAAGAGGCAGCAGCAGCCCAAUGGCUCCCUUUUCAGACUCCAGACGAGGCAAAAACGAGCUCGGAAGGGAGCUCUGGAGGUGUCUGUAGGUGUCAGAAACAAUGACUCUUCACUCCUCAAUAACUCUUAUUCCUGGGCUAGAGUUCGAGCGUCUCUGUCCUUCCAUAAAAAGAAGAAAGUGACCACAGAUGAGAGUUUCUGCAGCAGCAUCCUCUGCACCCCUUCAGGGAAAUCCCAGCUUUCGGGGUACCAAGCCAGCCUGUCUGCUGGGAAGGCUCAGGGUUCCUCCUGGUUUGCUUCCUCCAUGGUCCUGCUGGCUCCCAGGGAUUCCUCCUCUGUCCUGGAGCUGCUCCUCACAGAUGCUGAGAAAGUGUUUGGAGAGUGCAACCAGGAGGGGCCUAUUGCUUUUGAGGAAUGCAUUCCUUUAAAUAAGAUGAAAGAUUGCAAGAAAAUUGGAGAAGGGGUGUUUGGAGAGGUGUUCCAGAUUGACAGCGAGAGAGGACCUGUGGCCUUAAAAAUAAUUCCCAUUGAGGGGACUGAAAAAAUAAAUGGUGAAGCUCAGAAGAGCUUUGGGGAGAUUCUGCCUGAGGUGAUAAUCUCAAAAGAGCUCAGUCUUCUGUCUGAGGGCUCUGUGAACAGAACUGUGGGGUUCAUCAGCCUCUACUCUGUGCACUGCGUCCAGGGGGCCUAUCCCAGGUACCUCCUGGAAGCCUGGGACAAAUUCCACAAAGAAACAGGCUCAGAAAACGACCGGCCAGACUUUUUUGGUCCUCAGCAGCUCUUCAUGGUGCUGGAGUUUGAGUUUGGAGGCCAGGACCUGGAGCGCAUGAGGAGCAGCUUCGCCUCGGUGGCAUCAGCCAGGAGCAUCCUGCACCAGGUGACGGCGUCCCUGGCCGUGGCAGAGCAGGAGCUGCACUUCGAGCACAGGGACCUGCACUGGGGCAACGUGCUGGUCAAAAGCACAGAGGUGAGAGAGCUGCACUAUGUGCUGAACGGAGAGACACGCUGCAUCCCCACGGCUGGCAUCCACGUCAACAUCAUCGACUACACGCUGUCCCGCCUGGAGAAGGACGGGCUCACCGUCUUCUGUGACCUCUCCACGGACCUGGAGCUCUUCCAAGGCACUGGGGACCACCAGUUUGACAUCUACAGGCAGAUGAAAGAGGAGAACUCCAACAGCUGGACUGACUACCACCCGCACAGCAACGUCCUCUGGCUGCACUACCUGGCUGAUAAACUUUUGAAAGCCGUGACCUACAAGAAGAAGGCAUCAACUCCUGCCCUGAGGAAAAUCAAGAUGCAGCUCAGCAAGUUCCACAAGGAAGUGCUGACCUUUGGGUCUGCCCAUGAUGUUCUGCACCACAGCAGCCUCUUCCAGUGAGCAGGGGUCCGGGGACUGAGCCACUGGUGCUGCCUUUCUCCUCUGCUUUUUGUAUGUGUUGGCACAAUGAAGUGCUUUGAUUGGCUCCCAAUAUUUUUAGUGUCCUAAAAGAUCCCCUCAAAUGUCAUCUGCUCUGAGAUGUUUCCAUACCUGCUGGUUUUGAGGGGUGCUGGAGGGGAGACAACAGAGCUGACUUUGGAGAAAGGAGGGGAAAAGAGACUUCUUCAGGCUCAGUUAAUGCUCUGAAUUUCACAUAAAUGUUCUUACCAUUUUAGCCUUAGAUUAUUGCAAGUUCUUUUCUUACUAUAUUGUCUUUUUUACAGAUUCUUUUUUUAAAGAUAAAAACUCUUCAGUUCUGGACAGUGAGGACAAGGCUUGAAUAUUGUUGGCUCACUGGAGACAGAAGGGAAGAUCCAUCUUUUGAUUUAAUUUUGGCAAAAUUUAUACCUGGAAUGAAAGUAUAAAAUGUAAAUAUGUAAAGUUUCUGUAAAGGGUUUUAAACCCACUAAUCUGGUUUCUUUUUCCCCCUUUCUUAAGGACCAAGGAAGAGGUACCUGAUUGUGAAAAAAAGAAGACAAAGUAGCUGUAUUCCUCAUUUUUAAUGGUUAUAAUGUCGUGUACACUGAUAGCAACUCAAAUCUGUAACCUGGUGGUAGCACUUGAAGCAAUUUCAUCCUUUAUCUACAGAAGAAAAUGCCCAAGGUAAUAAAUGUUCUUUAGCCCUGACUGCAGGUGGACCAGGUGCCCUAAACUGGAGGCUCUUACAUUAAAUCCCAAUUCCCUGUUUUCAAGAAGUCCUUUGCUAACAUUCUUGUUUAUUAAAGAAACUGGGCUAAAGAGAACAAUAAAUCAAACUGAAGUGAAAAGUGAAUUAAAUUCUGAUCCAAUGACACAGAUGCAUUAAGAAAUUAAGUGGCAGCAUCAUCAAAUUCAUUGUAACUGCAAUGCUCUCCAUGCAGUCCAGAGAAUAAAUGUUGAAUAUUGCAUCUUAAA